Messenger RNA from Diutina rugosa, 450 nucleotides. RefSeq names its product calmodulin (gene CMD1). Gene Ontology annotation, cellular component: central plaque of spindle pole body. The coding region runs from base 1 to 450 and encodes 149 amino acids. Lineage: Eukaryota; Fungi; Ascomycota; Pichiomycetes; Serinales; Debaryomycetaceae. Gene Ontology annotation, biological process: spindle pole body organization. The record is from RefSeq and is a predicted model, not a curated record. The transcript is spliced from 2 exons. Gene Ontology annotation, molecular function: enzyme regulator activity; calcium ion binding.
AUGUCUGACAAGCUUUCUGACGAACAAAUCAAGGAAUUCAAGGACGUGUUCCAGCUUUUCGACCAGGACCUGGACGGCAAGAUCACGCUGAAGGAGUUGGGGACGGUGAUGCGCUCGUUGGGGCAGACGCCGCUGGAGCUGGAGCUCACCGACAUGAUCAACGAGGUCGACAUGGACAACGACGGCCUGAUUGACUUCCCGGAGUUCUUGACGAUGAUGGCGCGCAAGAUGAAGGACACCGACCUGGAGGCCGAGAUCGCUGAGGCGUUCAAGGUGUUUGACCGUAACGGCGACGGCAAGAUCUCUGCUGCUGAACUCAGACACGUGCUCACGCUGAUUGGCGAGAAGCUUUCCGACGCCGACGUCGACCAGAUGAUCAAGGAGGCCGACACCAACAACGACGGCGAGAUUGACAUCCAGGAAUUCACCAUGUUGUUGGCCGCUAAGUAA